AUGAUACAGAUUCAACAACACAUCUUCGUUGUCUUUUUCCUAAUUAUUUGUUCAUUGUUCAAUCCAAUACUUGGAGGUAAUCAUCAUCGACGUCUGACGAAAUAUUUGUUAAACGAUCGGCAAUAUGAUCCACUCGAACGACCUGUGGAAAAUGAUUCGCAAACAGUACAUGUUAGUAUGAAUUUUGCAAUACAACAAAUUCUCAGUUUUGACGGCAAAAAUGAAGUUAUUAUCAUAAGUGGAUGGUUGGUUCUUACAUGGCAUGAUUAUAAUUUAGCGUGGGAUCCGAAAGAGUUCGGUGGUAUUAGUACUGUUCGACUACCGAGUGCUCAAAUUUGGACGCCCGACGUUCUUCUCUACAAUAGUGCUGAUGAAAAGUUUGAUAGUACUAUGAGAGUGAAUGCUGUUAUACAGAGUAGUGGUGAUGUGUUGUAUGUUCCACCCGGUAUCUUCAAAUCGAUUUGAAUCAAUCUAACCGCUGAAAGUAGUAAAGGUCAACUGGAUGCGUAUAUUAAAAAUGCUGAAUGGGAUUUAGAAAACUUUACCGCUGUUAAUGAUGCUUUAAAAUAUGAUUGCUGUCCAACUUUAUACCCGUUUGUACUUUAUACCAUCCAAAUUCGACGACGAUCGUUGUAUUAUUUUACAAACAUCGUUGUACCCUGUUUUCUCAUUAGUUGCAUGACAAUACUCGGUUUUAUCUUAGCACCUGACAGUGGCGAGAAACUAACACUGCAAAUAACAAUUCUCCUGUCUGUGAUCAUGUUCAGUUUACUCAUGUCAGAAAUUAUGCCUCCUAGUUCAGCUGCUGUGCCAAUUAUUACUAAAUAUUUUCUAUGCAUUAUGGUCAUGUCGACAGUCUCGGUUGUUGCAUCCGUCUUUGUUAUUUCUAUGCACUAUCGAAGUCCAAAGAAUCAUCGGAUGCCUAUAUGGGUUCGCAAAUACAUCGGCGAUUACUUGGCGUGGUUACUACGUAUGAAACGCCCUCGAUACGAUCUAACUCUAAACGGAAUCCGUUGUCGAUGGACUGCAUUCGAAAAACAACUCAAUGUUAUCGAUAGAUCAAAUGAGAAUGCUCAUUGUAGAUCUCCUUCUGCACCAUUAUUGAGUAACGCUUUCGAAACUCUACCGAAUAAUGUCAUUAACAUCGACGAUCGAGAUAUCCAUCGUUCAGACUCUAUUAUUCAAUUCACACCGUCUCCAAUUGCAAAAUCAUCACCUUCACGUCGACAUCCAGAUCUAACUAAAGAAACUAAUUCACUCGACACAGAAAUGAUUCGUUCAGAAUUGCGAAUGAUUCUUUCGCAAAUCUCCAUUCUUACGCAUCAUGUCCGACGAGAGGAAAAGUUAGAUGACGAGUCACAAGAUUGGAGAUUCAUAGCAAUGGUCAUUGAUCGUCUAUGUUUGAUCGCAUUUACCAUUUCCAUGGCAUUAUUCACUGCAUUGACUCUUUUAUCUACACCUGCGUUCUAUAAAUUACAAUAG
Molecule: messenger RNA, 1482 nt
Organism: Adineta ricciae
Lineage: Eukaryota; Metazoa; Rotifera; Eurotatoria; Adinetida; Adinetidae
Source: the annotation of a GenBank genome assembly